AUGGCCUCUCAGAAGCAAGAAAAGAAGAAAUCUACGGAAGAAGACAAUAGGACCAGAUCUCUUUCCUAUAAUGCUGAUGUUGAAAGAAUUGGGCCACACUUAGACAUUUAUCUUGCCUUCCAACCUCAGCUCCGAAAGCGUAAAGACAAGACAAGCAAAAAGAUCCUGAAGGCAGUCAUCUUGAUUCAGGCUGCUAUUAGGGGGUGGCUUGAACGGAGAAGACUAGAGAGAAUAAAGGCCAAGGCCACAGACCAUGGACCAACAUUUAGAGCUGUUGUAAAUGCAUACCGCAGAAUGGUUGACCGUAUUCAGCGCCGAGCUGGCCUUCGGAAUACAAGAGUAAUCUUAAAAUUCUCAGAGCUAGAGGAAUGGUUGGACAGAAAAAAAUUUUAUGAAGUCAUGUUUGCCAAGAGGGAAUAUUGCCAAGGGAUUCCAAAAUAUGAGCUCCCUAAAUAUUUCAGAGACUGUGGUCAUUUUCCAACCCAAUCACAUAUUGAUAGCACGUAUCUGCUGGUCCAAACUGAUGGAAAAUGGAAAUACAAUGAAAUCCACUCUGAAGAAGUUAAAAAGGGAAAAGCUCUUGAAAUGAUAUUCACUCUUUAUCCUCCUGAAGGUGCCCACGUAAGUCAUUUUUGGGGCCUAAAGUCAACUUGGACAAGACCCAUAGUACAUGGAGAAGAAGCAUAUAAGUAUUUAGUUUCUGGACACCCAAUAAUCAAGAAAGCUGACAUUCGGGUCGUUGGAAAAUUAGUAGCUAGGUCCAUGAGAGAGAGGAGAAUGAAACUACGUUUCAAAUCACCAGAUGAAUAAGAGCAGGAUGACUGUGCUGAAGCAGCUAUAUCUGGAAUCAGGAAGAUCUGAAAUUAAAUUCUGCCUUAGACAUUUACUGUGUAACACAGGGU
Dromiciops gliroides (monito del monte) is the source of this 902-nucleotide messenger RNA. It is a transcript of the gene IQCM, whose product is annotated as IQ motif containing M. Bases 1 to 810 code for a protein of 269 amino acids. The record is from RefSeq and is a predicted model, not a curated record. Gene Ontology annotation, molecular function: protein binding. NCBI's taxonomy places the organism in Eukaryota, Metazoa, Chordata, Mammalia, Microbiotheria, Microbiotheriidae. The transcript has 9 exons.